Euleptes europaea (tarantolino) is the source of this 1605-nucleotide messenger RNA. RefSeq names its product Yes1 associated transcriptional regulator (gene YAP1). The record is from RefSeq and is a predicted model, not a curated record. NCBI's taxonomy places the organism in Eukaryota, Metazoa, Chordata, Lepidosauria, Squamata, Sphaerodactylidae. The coding region runs from base 1 to 1527 and encodes 508 amino acids. Gene Ontology annotation, cellular component: nucleus; cytoplasm. Gene Ontology annotation, molecular function: transcription corepressor activity; transcription coactivator activity; protein binding. The transcript has 9 exons. Gene Ontology annotation, biological process: positive regulation of transcription by RNA polymerase II; hippo signaling.
AUGGACCCCGCCGGGCAGCCCCAGCAGCCUCCGUCGGCGGCCCCGCAGCAGCAGCAGCCGUCGGGGGGGCAGCAGCAGCAAGCGGCGUCGGGGCAGCCCCCUCCGGCGGCGCCGCCGCAGCAGCCGCAGCAACCCGUGUCCGGGGUCCCCCCGGCCGGCCACCAGAUCGUGCACGUGCGGGGCGACUCGGAGACCGACCUGGAGGCCCUCUUCAACGCCGUCAUGAACCCCAAGGGGGCCAACGUGCCCCACACGCUGCCCAUGAGGCUCCGCAAGCUGCCCGACUCCUUCUUCAAGCCGCCCGAGCCCAAGGCGCACUCCCGCCAGGCCAGCACAGAUGCAGGGACCGCAGGAGCCCUGGCUCCUCAGCACGUCCGGGCUCACUCUUCCCCAGCCUCGCUGCAGCUGGGCACAGUCUCUCCAGGGGCGCUCCCCCCUCCUGGUGUCGUUUCCGGAGCUUCACCAUCUUCACAGCAUCUUCGCCAACCAUCUUUUGAAAUCCCUGACGAUGUGCCCCUACCGCCGGGCUGGGAGAUGGCAAAAACUCCUUCUGGCCAGCGAUACUUUCUGAAUCACAUCGAUCAGACAACAACAUGGCAGGAUCCACGGAAGGCGCUCCUCUCCCAGAUGAACGUCACGGCCCCCACAAGCCCCCCUGUGCAGCAGAACAUCAUAAAUUCAGCAUCGGGCCCGCUCCCUGAUGGAUGGGAACAAGCCAUGACCCAGGAUGGAGAAAUUUACUACAUAAACCAUAAGAACAAGACCACAUCUUGGCUAGAUCCAAGGCUUGACCCACGCUUUGCGAUGAGCCAGAGAAUCAGCCAAAGCGCUCCAGUGAAGCAGCCGCCUCCAUUAGCCCCUCAGAGUCCAUCCGGUGGAGUCCUGGGAAGCGGCAGCUCCAGUCAGCAGCAGCAGAUGCGGCUGCAGCAGCUGCAGGUGGAGAAAGAGAGGCUGCGGCUGAAACACCAAGAACUGCUUCGGCAGGUGAGGCCACAGGCAUUGCGGAAUAUCAAUCCCAGCACAGCAAAUUCUCCAAAACGUCAGGAAUUGGCUCUCCGAAGUCAGCUUCCCAGCAUGGAGCAAGAUGGCGGCUCUCAGAAUCCAGUAUCUUCUCCCGGAAUGUCUCAAGAACUGAGAACUAUGACCACAAACAGCUCAGAUCCUUUCCUUAACAGUGGAACUUUUCACUCAAGAGACGAGAGCACCGACAGCGGCCUCAGCAUGAGCAGUUACAGUGUCCCCAGAACUCCAGAUGACUUUCUCAACAGUGUUGACGAAAUGGAUACAGGUGACAGUAUCAACCAAAGCAACAUCCCUUCGCAUCAGAACCGUUUCCCAGACUACCUUGAAGCCAUUCCAGGGACAAACGUGGACCUUGGGACGCUGGAAGGAGACGCCAUGAAUAUAGAAGGCGAGGAACUGAUGCCAAGCCUGCAGGAGGCUCUGAGUUCCGAUAUCCUUAAUGACAUGGAGUCUGUCCUGGCAGCCACCAGGCUAGAUAAAGAAAGCUUUCUUACCUGGUUAUAGGGGGGCCCUCAGGGAGACGAAGUUUGAAACCUUUGGAGGAUCUGAGGAGAUAAGACACGUACCUGACAUUGAGACAAG